AGCACAUGACAGUCGCGCCGCGUCACCCUGAGAGGAGGGUUCACGGAGGAGCGUCACCCCGGGCGCGUGCGUCUGGGGCCCCGGACCCCAGUACACCGCCGUCGGCCCGAUGUCAACCUGUGUGCGCGCGCCUCUAGCAGCAUUCCCUGGUCCAAACUACUGCAGACACCAGAGUAGUGUCUGCUGACUGACUUUUGUCACUUACUGUAGAAAUAAACGCCAACAAAACAAAGAUGAAGCUUGAUGCAUGGUUCUCUUCACAGACUCGUUGAAGGUCUCACCAGUGCAGUCGCGGCACUUUAAUCCAUCAUCCAGAGUCCCUCACUGUCCAAAACGACUUUCUUGGGCGAUCGGUGGCCAGGGGUUACCAUCCUCACACCAGAGGCGUGACUAGACGUGCGGUUCAUGUUGCCUUCGUAGAAGGCAACUCUUCUAAAAACCUUCCUCAAAAAAACAACCUACACAUGCGGAGAAAUCUGUAAAUAUCUUCUGGUCUUCGAUCUAGUCUGAAGUUGAUAAAGUACAUUUGUCUAUAAUUAAUGGACAUUCUUAAAACAGCGUGCCAAAUAAAUGCCACUGGAAAGUGAUUCAUGAUAGAAGGGUUGUAUCUGCUUUGUGUCCUUUGAUGUGUGACGCAGAAAACACAAUAAAUAGUUCUAGUAUAUAAAAACAAUCUUUCCAAACACACGGUGUGCAACUGACAUUUAUAACACCAAUGAUACUCUGCUGCAACAAAAUUGUUUUGUAGCAGGGUGCUUCAGAAUGGCCGCCCCGCUGUGGGUGCAAAUAGGAACCAGCUUCGUGCAACAUUACUACAAUGUGUUCGACACCAACAGACCGCAGCUUGGAGCGCUCUACUUCGAUCAGUCGUUUCUGUCGUGGGAAGGAGAAACGUUCCAGGGGAAGAAGGCCAUCAUUGACAAACUCACUAGUCUGCCAUUUGGGAAAAUAGAGCAUGUUAUAACGGCGCAGGACCACCAUCCCACCUUGGACUCCUCCAUCCUCAGUAUGGUUGUGGGACAGCUCCGGGCGGACGACGACAACGUCAUCGGUUUCCACCAGUGCUUCAUCCUGAAGAACAUAAACGACGCAUGGAUAUGUACCAACGAGAUGUUCCGACUGGCGAUCCAUAACUUCUCCUAAUCGAACCGGUUUGCUGCGGAUGGAGAGAACGCUCGUCCCCUCCCUCCCUGCUGUCUCAUUCAUUUUGUCUGACUUGCACUUAUGUCACCAGAAGGACAAACAACAUGCCCCCCCACCCCCCUCCUGCGCCCCCUUCAGUCUCUUAUCAUGAUGCCUUGUUGUCACACGGCUGGUUCUCAGUUCUAAGCAUUCUUCCAAUCCUUCCCGUGUGUUGCUGACCUGCUGUGGCUCAUGUCUCAGAAGAGCAGUAGUUUCUGUUGCGCCAUCAGCUUUCUAACCUGACAUUCUCCUCGUCACUCAUUUGACAUAGAUCACAGGAGACGGCCACGAUACACAAUAAAACCUGGACGAUUUCUUAA
Synchiropus splendidus (mandarinfish) is the source of this 1502-nucleotide messenger RNA. It is a transcript of the gene nutf2, whose product is annotated as nuclear transport factor 2. Bases 763 to 1143 code for a protein of 126 amino acids. The record is from RefSeq and is a predicted model, not a curated record. NCBI's taxonomy places the organism in Eukaryota, Metazoa, Chordata, Actinopteri, Syngnathiformes, Callionymidae. Gene Ontology annotation, biological process: protein import into nucleus. The transcript has 5 exons. Gene Ontology annotation, cellular component: nuclear pore central transport channel.